AUAAAUGGACGCGAUCUUUUCUUUACGUUCCCGUCUGGAAACCAUCGACCUCCCGCUUUGCUGCUUUAGCAGGAGGCAGACCGUCAGUGGGAAGGCUCUGUCGCCUGGAUGACAAAGAAGUAUUUGCAUCAAGGCCAGCAGAUUAAACGUGUGGGUUGGGAACUGGAGAGAGCGUGUUGUCUCGCUCGGGGCCCCUCCGAUGCCAGAGUUCCCGCUUUCAUCACGCAGGGCUUCAUGUUCAGUGCGUCCUUGCUGGUGUGCUGCUUCCUACUGCAGAGGAGCCUUGCCACCACAGAGGGGCAUCAUGGGACCAAGCGCCAGGUCUUCUAUGCUGUCCAAAUGAAAGGAGGCUCCAAAGCUGCCCGCUCUCUGGCCGAGCAACAUGGGCUGGAGUUCAUUCAGCGGGUCGGCAGCCUGGAGGGCCUGUACACACUGAGAGACAGCAGGGGGCGCCCUGAUAGAGACACCUUUGAGGGGAGACUUGGGACUGCAGCAGGGGUCAUCUGGGUGCAAAGGCAACGCAGUCUUUACAGAGCCAAGCGGGUGCCGCUGACGGGACAAGACUAUGAUCAGGCAAAAAGAUCCCAAAGGAAACAAUCUACAGCAGACGGCCCUUCUGAGGAGAGAAAGGAUGACCAGUCCCUCACCUUCAAUGACCCACUGUGGCCCAUGCAGUGGGAAUUGUUUGCACAGGGUGAAUACAACCUCAGCGGGUUUGACCUCAACCUGAUGCCAGUUUGGAAGAACAACAUCACUGGGAAUGGGGUGGUCGUCACCAUCAUCGAUGACGGUGUGGAUCAUACAAACUUGGAUUUGAAGAAAAACUUUGAGGCCCUCGCCAGCUAUGACCUGCGUGCCUCUCAUGGUCUGUCUCAUGAUCCGAUGCCUGUCAGAGAUGAGGAGAACAGUCACGGUACCCGUUGUGCAGGAGAAAUCGCCAUGGAGGCCAACAACUCCUACUGUGGUGUGGGCAUCGCCUUCAAUGCCAGGAUAGGAGGCAUCCGUUUGCUGGAUGGCACUGUCACAGAUGCCAUGGAGGCCUCAGCUCUGACCUAUAACAUGCACUUCAUUGACAUCUACGUCUGCAGUUGGGGCCCACGAGACAACGGGGCCGAGAUGGACGGGCCGCAACGCCUGACAGCGCAAGCCCUCCGGCUAGGAACUCACAAGGGUCGACAGGGGAAGGGCAACAUUUUUGUGUGGGCAUCAGGCAAUGGUGGAAUGCAGCAAGACCACUGUGGUGCAGAUGGGUAUGUCAACUCCAUCUACACCAUCGCUAUCGGAGCGAUCACUCAGGCCGGGAAGCCCGCCUACUUCGGUGAAUCCUGUCCUGGAGUGAUAGCAGUAACCCUGACUGGGGCCAGCAAUGGAAUCUCACUGCCUUUGGUGACUGUGACCAACAUGGGUGAUGGAUGUGUCACACGCUUCCCAGGAACCUCCAGUGCUGCUCCGAUUGCUGCGGGAAUUCUAGCUCUUGCCUUGGAAGUAAAUCCAUUGUUGACAUGGAGAGAUGUUCAACAUCUGAUCGCCAUGACAGCCAAGAUUCCAGACCCUGAGGAGGUGGGCUGGACUAUCAAUGCAGCAGGAUACCAUGUUCACCACAGGUAUGGUUUUGGAGUGCUGGAUGCUGGGCUGAUGGUGCAGCAGGCUGCACGGUUCCACAGAGCUGCUCCACAGAGAAAGUGCAAACAAGAGGUCACAUUUAAGUCUCCCAGACUUUUCUCUGCUAGAGGUCAAGUGAGCAUCAACAUUGAAUCUGAUGCCUGCCAGGGGACGGCCAAUGAAGUCAAUACGCUGGAGCAUGUGCAGGUGAGAGUGAGCCUUACUGCACCGUGUCGAGGUGACCUGUCCAUAAGUCUGGAGUCUCCCGGUGGAACCGUUUCUCUGCUGCUGGACACUCGGCCCAAUGACGACUCGGCCGCUGGCCUGAAGAACUGGACCCUGAUGACGCUGCACUGCUGGGGAGAGCAGCCCAGAGGCCUGUGGACCCUUAAGGUGUCUGACCAUAACGGCACGGUGUGGGACUGCACGAGGCAGAGUGAAGAGAAGGUUCCAAGAGCUCUGCAUAGCAUCACACUCAUCCUGUAUGGUACCCAUCUACCACAAAAGCAGGGGCCCCUGGACAGCAUUGUGUCCAUGGGGGGGCAUCACCCCAUCCCUCAUGGAGGGCUGUACAAGAGGGACGGUUUCCCUCCUCUGGAUCUGCUUCAGUGGGUCUACCAAAUGGAGAGAAACAGGAAAGUGAGAGCAGGCGACAUCGCGUUGCCAGCCAAGCACAAGACUUUGGGAACUACAAGAGACAGAAUGACAAACAUGACCUUCAUCAAGCACCAGACAUCGAGGAAGGCUUUAAAGCUACAACCAGCAGAUGUUCUACAGAUGUCCUCCCUAAGACGCAGACCUGUCCCUAAGAUGAAGGAGAUGGAGCGACAGAGCAGGUCCUUGUCGUCACAAAUUGUAAAGGAUUUCACCGUGAAGAAGAGGAAACUACUGGAUUCUUCUAAUCCACUUGGCGAAGCAGAAAAGUAGGAGGGUGAUAGCGGUGUGGGGGGUAGCUGAAGACACAACAUGACCCGUGGUUAAAUAAGGGCUGCUGUUUUCCUUUGUGCAGCAAACCAAUUGAUCAUUAAUCGAUGUGUGUACUGUAUUUCUGCCUCGUGACCGCCCUGUCAGCUGUGAUCAUGCUUGUGAAUGUCUAACCCAAACCCUCUCCCACCUGCCCCAAUCCCUCCCCUGCAAAAAGAAAAAAAAAAAACAGCAAAUAAUUUAAAGAAAAGCUUUCAGUGCUCAUCUCAAGCUCCUCAGUUUGCCCCCUGCAAGUUGCAAAGGGUUAGCGAGCGAUAUGUUUGUCUUUUUCCACUUCAGUGAAGGGUGAAUUCAGCUCGCCGCAAUAAGAAAUGGAUUACCCGUUCAUUAAGGGGGCUGCGUCACUCCUCAUUGAGCUGGACAAAUAACAAAUUAAUUCCUAGCCGCCUAAUUUCUCUCUGUUCUCUGCUGAAUUUUUCGAUAGCGUCGAAUUACUGAUCACAGCCGCGUGAGCUCCCUCAACUUUUUAUCAAUUUAUUAAAUAAAAUAUGCCACAGUGGGGAUCAGGUGAAAAAGGGAAAAAUGUCUUCCUGUUUUUUACGACUGCAAGCAAAAAAAAAGGAGAGCUGGAGAAAAAAAAACUGUAAAAGUUAUUUUUACUACUAUCAUAGUAUUUUAUCAGGACAUCUCAAUCUCCUUCUAUCAGUCAAGUGCAGGUCAGUUGCUCGUGGUGUUUUGUAAAGUAGCGGUGGUGUAUUGACAGGCUGGUAUUGAUGUUUCAAUUAGAGCGGCGUUACAUAGUGCUGCAGCAUGGUAACACGGUGCAUCUCCUGCCAUCUGCUCUGCCUCCACGUCUGACGAACGAGGCACGUGGGGCUAAUCGAGCCGCACAUGAGCGAUGGCACCACGAUAUCUGUCUCACACACACAGACACACACACGAACAUCCUAUGCGCACGUCCUUAUGCAGAAAAAAUGGUGCUUAGGAAGUGGGGGAGCUCCUCUGCUCUGCUGUUUAAAGAGCACCGCAGAAAAGCUUGGGUUUCCUCCCCUCAUCUUGUGCCACAGGAGCAGCCAGCAGGUUAUUUCUCUGACAUGGAUUCGGGCUAAAGCACCAGAUGCACGAGAUGAAAUUCUUCAAAAGCUCCUCUUGAUGAAAAGACAAAAAAAGGAAAUGGCCUGUGCCAGGUUUCUGUGCGCUGGGACAGCCUGAAAUAACACUGUGCAUUAUGCCUGGCAUUACUGCCUGCCAAACCACACGAAUCAAAGGCCUCAUUGUGUGGAUUACCUUGUUAAUCUGCUGAUGCCAUUGAGCAGUAUUGCAGGUGUUAAUGUGCCAGAUUUUUUUUUUUUCCAUCUCUCUCUCUCGCUCUCUCUUCUUUUAUUGGGGAGGUGUAGCGUCAGGUUUGUAAUCUGCUUUAAAUGCUUUCUGGGGAAUGACACACUGAAACUCUGCCAAGAGAUUGCGAAGAGCUCUCUGUUAAAACGGCACAGGGAGGGGACGCGGGGCGCUGAAGCCUGUGGGGACGAGCUGGUGAGCUGCACGCCCCACACCACUUGUUGAAAUAUAGGGCUGCAUGAAUAAUGAAAGAGGGAGAGGGAAGCGAUAUUGCUAAAGCAGCCCCACAAUGACAUCCAUCAUAGUAAUGCCCCAUCGCUCUGCUUCUUUUGUCUCAUCCUGCACUAACUCCAAGUUGCGUCUCUUUGGAGAAGCGAGCUCGGAGUCGUGCUCUGUAUCUGCCUGGGCUGAUAGACCAGAAACGGGGGAAGCCAAAAGAGAUAGAUAAAUGCACAGAAAGAGAGAAAAGUGGAGAGAGUGAGACAGAAAGAGAGGUAAUCCAUGCUUCUUUUCUGCUCCCCGGGGUGGUCUCUUCAUCCAGGGCCUCAAAGAGCCACAGAAUACACCUCCCUGCUACAAUGGAGGGGACCCACAGGGGCUGUUGCUAUUUGAGUGUGUAUGUGUGCGUAGUGGGGGUGCAGCUUUAAGCAGGCCUUUGAGUGGCCUAAUUGCAUUGGAAUACAGCAGCCUGAGAGCUGAUUCAGAUCACGACGGGCUGCUGGAGGGGUUAGGGCCCGCACCUCGACAGCCACACUCAGCAAAAGAGCCCCGACACAAAGCGCACAAUUAAUGCUCUCCCUCUCGUUAACUCUCUCCCCACUUUUUGUCCUUUUCCUACUUUUUAUCUCAUCCCCCUCCUCUUGCUCGGUCUCCUCCCCAGCUCCAUCCAUCCCUUCUCCUGACCGAACGGCUCAGUAUGUCGUCACUCACCCACCGUAUUAAUCCUCCCAUGCAGCCUGUCAAUCUCCCCAUCUUUGAUGGACUCAACAAUUACAGUAAAGAUGAAAGGCGUGGGCGGCCGCCUCCCAUUAUGUAAGACUUUCAACAGGCCAAAGAUAAAAAUGACUGACUUGCAAGCGGCUAAACUGAAAUCAAAACUUUUACCGGCAAAUAAAAUAUCUGGACGUGUGCUGUUUCACACAAUCUGCACUGAAAAAGCAGAAACUAAACACAUAAAAACUGAAAUAAAUGGCUUAAUUUAAACAACUAAAAACUGAGAUGUUUUGUAUCCAUACCAAGAAAACCAGCUUUUAGAACAGAAACAAGUAAUUCUCCCUACAUAAU
Messenger RNA from Cyprinodon variegatus (sheepshead minnow), 5148 nucleotides. RefSeq names its product neuroendocrine convertase 2-like. The record is from RefSeq and is a predicted model, not a curated record. The transcript has 21 exons. Gene Ontology annotation, cellular component: trans-Golgi network; Golgi membrane. Lineage: Eukaryota; Metazoa; Chordata; Actinopteri; Cyprinodontiformes; Cyprinodontidae. The coding region runs from base 109 to 2529 and encodes 806 amino acids. Gene Ontology annotation, biological process: peptide hormone processing. Gene Ontology annotation, molecular function: serine-type endopeptidase activity.